UAAUUAUCUUUAUAUAUACUUAAUCUGUUUUUUUAAUUAAAAAUUUAUUGUUUUAUUCAGAAUUCUUCAGAAAAAGCUGAAAAGAAUGAGCCUUUUUCUUCCAAUCAAGAUGAUUUAGAAAAUAGAACUGAACAAGAAGGAAAAGAUAUGGCAGGAAUGGACUUAUCACCAUUAAUUUGCCAAUCUAAUAACAGAGCUGCUCAAAUUGCAGAAGAAGAUAUGAUAUAUGAAUGUGGUCCAGAAGGAGAAACAGAACCAGAUAUUGAAGCAGAAACGGAUGAUACAAAAGAUCUAGCUGAGGCUGAUCAAUCACCUGGACAAAGAACUAGUGUAGUAGAUCAUGUUCACCAUUUCAGACAAAUUGAAUCACCACAGUUAGUUUCUUCUUUAGGAAACAAUACAAAUAAUUUUGUUUUGAUUAAUUCUGGAUUGAGAAAUGAAUCAUCACUAGCAGCAACAAUAGAUGGUUUGGAUGAUAUUUCUGUUGAACAACAAGAUAUUGCAGCUGGUGGAGAACAAAUAUCAUCUUGUCUCGACGAUCUUCAAACCGUUGAUGAGUUGCCACUUGAUGAUAUUCCUACAAAAUUAAUUCCAUUAUCAGAGGGAGAAAUUUCAAAGCAAAUGGCUGAAGAAAUAAGUGCAGCAUCCCUCUUACAGGAAGUGGUAUCUGAAGAAUUGUCUGAUGUAGUGAAAGAGCAAAGUCAUUUUUGACAUUCAGCAGUUACAGAAAAGUGUUUAUGUAUAACUCUUACUGCAUUUUGUGUAGCUGUUCUAUGGAUUGCAAUGAAAGGAAGAUCUAGUAUUGAAUAAAUACUUGAAAUAUCAGCAUUGAACAAUCUUUUUUACCAUAUAAUAAAAAAAAAAAGAAAA
Messenger RNA from Centruroides sculpturatus (bark scorpion), 870 nucleotides. RefSeq lists its product as uncharacterized. The transcript has 5 exons. The record is from RefSeq and is a predicted model, not a curated record. Bases 148 to 711 code for a protein of 187 amino acids. NCBI's taxonomy places the organism in Eukaryota, Metazoa, Arthropoda, Arachnida, Scorpiones, Buthidae.